Mizuhopecten yessoensis (Yesso scallop) is the source of this 2839-nucleotide messenger RNA. RefSeq names its product solute carrier family 25 member 38-B-like. Gene Ontology annotation, molecular function: glycine transmembrane transporter activity. Bases 378 to 1217 code for a protein of 279 amino acids. Gene Ontology annotation, biological process: glycine import into mitochondrion. The record is from RefSeq and is a predicted model, not a curated record. Gene Ontology annotation, cellular component: mitochondrion. The transcript has 9 exons. NCBI's taxonomy places the organism in Eukaryota, Metazoa, Mollusca, Bivalvia, Pectinida, Pectinidae.
AAGGAUACAUAUCGUGCGACGAAGUUAGGUCUACGGCAACAACAACACUAGAGACGGAGAGGAUAAGGAUUGUUCAGUUAGCCUGAUGGUAUAAAAUUCGCUCGUGAACUACGAUUUGCUACAAUCAUUUCUACUCCUGAACUUAUCAGUCCUGUUAAACAAUUUUAUUUAAUAGUGAGCUACUGGUAACUCAAAGCGUAUCUUGUGGAAGUGUUAUUUGUAAACAUUUCGUCAUCACUGGUCUUGAGAUUUUCUCGACUCAUAUCAUGUUUUGACAAAAGCCUAGGGGUAAUACUGGUUACCCCAGGAUUUUAUGAAAUCCGAAGGAAGAUCUUCAACGACGCAAUCAAGUAGAUCAAACCAUUUAAUCAAGAAUCAUGGAAGUUUCUCCUGUUUUGAAGUCUUUCCUGGCUGGCACAGUCAGUGGAUCCUGUUCUACAUUGCUCUUCCAACCAUUGGACCUGGUGAAAACCCGCAUUCAGACUUCAGUCGCUUUUGGAUCUCCAACAAUGGUAACGGUGGCACAUGCAGUUAUCCGUCAAGAUAAACUCCUAGGGCUGUGGAAAGGCUUGGUGCCAUCAUUUUCAAGAGCUGUUCCUGGUAUUGGCAUCUACUUCUCUUCUAUUCAUUACCUGAGGAGUAAAUAUGGGUCGGAGAAGCCCAGCCUAAAGGAGUCUGCGAUGACAGGAAUGUGUGCAAGAGCAGUGUCUGGCAUUGUAGUCAUUCCCUUCACAGUGCUCAAAACGAGAUACGAGAGUGGAGUCUUCAACUACAGCAAUGGUGUGGGCAGAGCCUUGGUUUUAACCUACAGACAAGAGGGAUGCCGGGCCUUGAUCUCGGGUCUUUCUCCAACAUUGAUGAGAGAUGUUCCAUUUUCUGGGUUAUACUUGAUGUUCUACACUCACUUCAAACAGAUUGUGAAUGACAAUGUUGCUGAUGACUCGAGGCGUCCUGCCCUCCAUUUCAUGUGUGGACUGAAUGCAGGAAUCUUGGCUUCACUUGUUACACAACCUUGUGAUGUGAUAAAGACACUAAUGCAGCUGGACCCCAAAAAGCAUGCCAAAGUAUUGGAAACCGCUAGAUAUGUGUUUGAGAAGUAUGGUGCUCAUGGCUUUAUGAGAGGUAUCGUUCCAAGGACCCUUCGCAGAAGUCUUAUGGCUGCCCUUGCCUGGACAGUGUAUGAUGGGGUUUCGCGCCAAUUUGGACUGAAAGCAUGAGGAAAAGGCAGGUACAGGACUGCAUUUAUUCAUUCCAAGGAUCUCGAUAAAAAUGUCAAAUGAACUAGUUCUACCGUAUGUGUUCAUAACAGCUGAUUAUACCUCACUAGUCAAGUGAAUGAAUAUAUUGCAGUGUACAUUGUAGUCGAUUGAAAACUUGAAGCUGACACCAAAGACGAAACCAAACAACUACCUGUAGAAACAUCUUGUUAAAAAUAUUAGUCGGAUGUGAAUUCAAUUAAACUGGCCAGUUAAAGCGAACCCACAUGAAAGUGAUUAUUGGUGCAGUGUUUCUUAGAUUGAGCAGUUUAAAGCUAAACACAGUCAGACUUGCAUUGCUGAAGUUUCAACUGGACAUAUCUUUAAUGCAAGUCAGUGUUGUAUAUUUGAUUUGCUUUUGGCAUUUCACCAAACUAUUAAGCCUGUGUGAUUGACUAGUGCUCAACACUUGUGAAAACAUGAUCAUAUUUCUUGUGCAACAUUUUACAGAAUACAAAGAAGCACCCUCAAAUGACAUGAUGUGCAUAUCAAAAAGUAACAGCACCACCAAUAUGAAGUGUGAUAUUCGGUGCAUUAUAACAAUAUGUGUGCUGAAAUAUGCUUUCAGUGGUUGAACAUUGAAAUUAUGACAUUCCUGAAUGAAAGGUCUUUGUUCCAGUUGGAUGCAUUGUUAUAUUUGCUUAUGGUUGUGUUUCGUUUUAGUAAACAGAUAUCAUAAAGCAUGCCAUGCAGGAGAUAGAUCUCACAUUUUUGAUGAGGAUUUUUUUUUAUUUAAUGAUAUGGAACAAGACUUGUUCCAAGAAUUCCAUUAUGUUGUCAGUACUUGUUGAAAAGUAUGACAUACCUUUACAAACAAGAAUGCAAAUACUCUUAAUUUGUUAACGUUGUUUACAGUUUAGGCAUGUAUCGUCAAUAAUCUUUAAUUUAAUGACAGUAUGAUCUUAUGUUUUCAUUUCAAUAUUUUUUGUAUGGCAGCAACAUUGGAAAAAUUGUAAUUAGAUUCGUUCAAGUUAAAUUAGUUUUACAUAGAAAAUAUUGUGCGUUUCUGAACAUAUUAAAAGCGUACGAGAAUAACAUUAUCAAGAGUUUCUCAAGAAUUCAGCAAUUUUAUGAUUUUAUGAAAAUAUGUGGUUCUAUGAAAGUCGGUGAAAUUGUAUAUAGAAAUUAUUUGUAAGAAAGCAACAGUGUGUAAGCAGGAAAAUCCUAAUUAUCGUAUGCUUUUUGGAAUGGGAUCGAGAUAUUGGACAGCAAAUAUUAACUGUGCAAGAUUUUAUUUUGAAAAAGUGCAUAUGUGUGAUAUUGUGAAAACCAUAUUGAAAUUUGUAUAUGAUGUACUUGUAUACAUCAAUAUGUUUGAAAUGUUCUAGUUUCAAUGGUUACAAGUUUGCAAAAUGAUAUAUUUUUAUACAACCAAAUUCAUGUAUGCCGUCUGGAGUGUAAAUGUGAGAGGUUUUAAUGAACUUGUGAUAAUAAUGAUUUUCAUGUUGAAAUCUACAUGUGAUUUUGCCCUUCGGCAUUGAAGGGGGGUGCAAUGCUUUAUAACAUCAUGCUCACUUUUUUAUUGAGUAAGGUGAGAAAAUCAUUCCCAUCUGUUUAAUAAAAUGAUCAAUAUUGGUAAAAAG